AUCAGCAACACAGAACAGAUGUCCCUGGUCAUCCGAUGUGUAGAUAUUUCUGAGACCUCACCAAAGAUCGAAGAGUUCUUUUUGACAUUUUUGGUAAUUAAAGACAAAACUGGUGAAGGUCUUUUUGGCACCCUUCAGGAUGUAUUGGCUGAUUUGGGAUUGAGUAUUGAUGACAUUAGAGGGCAAGGCUAUGAUAAUGGGUCAAACAUGAAAGGUAAACAUAAAGGAGUACAAAAGAGAUUGCUGGAAAUUAAUCCACGAGCAGUUUACACACCGUGUGGUUGCCAUAGUUUGAAUCUUGCGCUUUCAGAUAUUGCUUGCUCGUCAGACAUAGCAGUAUUAUUUUUUGGUGUUGUUCAACGCAUCUACUGUUUGUUUUCCUCUUCAACAAAUAAUUGUGAUAUUUUUAAGGAGAUUGUGAAUGGUAUUACAGUUAAGCCAUUUUCACAAACUCGUUGGGAGAGUCGCAUCAACAGUAUCAAAGCAAUACGGUUUCAAGCUCCUAAGAUACGAGAAGCACUGUUUUACUUGGCAGAUAAUAGUGACAAUCCGAAAACAAGAAGUGAGGCUGAGUCUCUUGCCAUGAGUGAUACCCACGGAAUUGGAAACUUUGAGUUUGUGUUUGGAAUGAUUAUUUGGUAUGAGCUUUUGUUUGUUGUUAACAAAGUAAGCAAGAUCCUGCAGUCAGAAGAUAUGGAUAUUGAUAUUGCUAUUGCUCAAGUGAAAGGACUUGUUUCUUUUUUUAAGGAUUAUAGAGAAACAGGCUUUCAAAAAUCCAAGAGAGAAGCUGAAAGGAUUGCUACUGAAAUGGAAAUUGAUCCUAUGUUCUCUAAAAAAGCAAAACGUCCUACUAAAAGAAAACAGUUUUAUGGGGAAGAGCCAGAUAAAGUUGGAGAAGUUGUGGUGCUAACACCUGAAGAAGAUUUUAGGAUCAACUACUUCAUCAAAAUUGUGGAUCAAGGUUUGGUUUCUCUGGAGACAAGGUUUGAUCAACUUCAAGGUUAUGAAAAGACUUUUGGAUUCUUAUUCGACUUCAAAAAACUGAAGCUAGCUGAAGAUGACAAGCUGAUGGUUUCUUGUGCUAACCUUGAAGUUUUUCUGAAGCAUGGUAAUUAUUCUGAUAUUGAUGGUGAUGAUUUGUUUUUGGAGCUGAAGCUUUUGAGAGGGGGUUUGCCUGAAGGUAUUACGAAGGCUGCUGGAAUAUUGGAGUUUUUGAAAAGGAGGGAAAGUUGUUAUCCAAACACAUGGACAUCAUAUCGUAUAAUGAUGACAAUUCAUGUUUCCGUUGCCUCAGCAUAA
Brassica oleracea var. oleracea is the source of this 1299-nucleotide messenger RNA. RefSeq names its product zinc finger MYM-type protein 1-like. The transcript has a single exon. The record is from RefSeq and is a predicted model, not a curated record. NCBI's taxonomy places the organism in Eukaryota, Viridiplantae, Streptophyta, Magnoliopsida, Brassicales, Brassicaceae. Bases 19 to 1299 code for a protein of 426 amino acids.